Megalobrama amblycephala (Wuchang bream) is the source of this 2828-nucleotide messenger RNA. It is a transcript of the gene abcg2d, whose product is annotated as ATP-binding cassette, sub-family G (WHITE), member 2d. The record is from RefSeq and is a predicted model, not a curated record. NCBI's taxonomy places the organism in Eukaryota, Metazoa, Chordata, Actinopteri, Cypriniformes, Xenocyprididae. The transcript has 16 exons. Gene Ontology annotation, cellular component: plasma membrane. Gene Ontology annotation, molecular function: ATP hydrolysis activity; ABC-type transporter activity; ATP binding. Bases 317 to 2296 code for a protein of 659 amino acids.
AUUCUAGUUUCUAAUUCACUUACUACUUAAAGCAUAUAUUUUAUUAACUUAAGUUUGAAUAAAUGUCCUGCUUUAAAAUGUUAUAUUAUUGUGUCCCAGUAAAUGUAAUUCAGGAAAAUGUUCAGAGGAGGUUUAAACCCUGAUGAUGCCUGUGCCCGAAUCCCACCCUCUGCUUCACCUAUUUAAGAUCUCCGCUUCACUGCCUCAAGUCAGAUUUGGAUUUUUCCCAUCUGAUACUCCUGAGAAGAGCUUAAACCCUUGCAGACGUCCAGCGGUCACUGCAGCAGCUUGAGCAGGGGAGAAAACCUGUCAGAAGAUGACUGACAAUGCUGUCUUUGAGCAUGAUCAAAUCACUGAAGAGACGGGCAGAAAUGGGAUGUCUUUGUCAAAGGUCAUCACCAUGGAGCCCAUGAAAAAGCAACAUGGAGCCACUGUCAGCUUUCACAGCAUCCGUUAUAGAGUAGAACAGAAGAGUGGACCCAUCUGUAAGAGGACAACAGUCCAGAAAGAGAUUCUGGUGGACCUCAAUGGGAUCAUGAGACCUGGUUUAAAUGCUAUUUUGGGUCCUACGGGAAGUGGCAAAUCUUCGUUUUUGGAUGUACUUGCAGCCAGGAAGGAUCCUGCAGGUCUUUCUGGAGAAGUGCUCAUCAAUGGAGCCCUACAGCCGCCUAAUUUCAAAUGUCUUUCCGGUUAUGUUGUCCAGGAUGACAUUGUGAUGGGCACUCUAACGGUGAGAGAGAACCUCCGUUUCUCGGCUGCGCUGCGUUUGUCCUCCCAAAUCAGUCCAAGGGAGAAGGAGGCAAGAGUCAGCCACCUCAUCUCAGAGCUGGGCCUCAACAAAGUCGCAGAUGCAAAGGUGGGCACGCAGCUUAUUCGCGGUAUCUCCGGUGGGGAGAGGAAGAGGACCAGCAUUGGGAUGGAGCUGAUCAUAGACCCCUCUGUGCUCUUUCUGGACGAGCCCACCACCGGUUUGGAUGCUAGUACAGCUCAUUCUGUGCUUCUGCUGCUAAAGAGAAUGGCCGGUCAGGGACGCACCAUCAUCAUGUCCAUUCAUCAGCCGCGGUACUCCAUCUACCGGCUCUUCGACAGCCUCACCCUGCUGGCCGGUGGCAAACAAGUCUACCACGGACCCGCUCAAGACGCUCUAGACUACUUUGCCAACAUUGGAUAUGCUUGUGAAGCUCAUAAUAACCCAGCUGAUUUCUUCUUGGAUGUCAUUAAUGGCAGCGCCGCAGCUGUUAACAUGACAAAGAUUCAGAAUAAUGGAGAUUUUGAGUUUGAAGUGGCUGCCGUCAGCCAGCAGUGUAUUGGGGAUCAGCUGGUGGACAAGUACAAUAACUGCAGUUAUGCACGGGGCAUCAAAGCCGAGCUGGAUCGCAUCAUCCGAACCAAAGACAACAAUAUCAGAGCCAAAUGUCACACCAUCACCUACAACAGCUCUUUCUUCCACCAGCUCCACUGGGUGUUAUGGAGAACCUUCUGGAAUCUAAUGCUGAACCCACAGACUUCAGUUGCACAGUUGGCCGUCACGACCCUCAUGGCUGCCAUUGUUGGUGCCAUCUUCUAUGGAGUCAAAGAUGACCAGAGUGGCGUACAAAACAGGUUUGGUGUUUUGUUCUUCAUCACAACGAAUCAGUGUUUCAGCACACUCUCCGCUGCCGAGCUCUUCAUCACGGAGCGCAAACUGUUUAUUCAUGAAUACACAAGCGGAUACUACAGAGUGUCUGUCUACUUCCUGUCCAAGAUCCUGUCCGACAUCAUCACUCAGCGCACGAUCCCUACCAUACUGUUCACCUGUGUUAUUUACUUCAUGAUUGGGCUAAAACCCACAGCGGCAGCGUUCUUCAUCUUCAUGCUGACAGUGAUUCUGGUGGCUUGUACGGCCGCGGCCAUGGCCAUGGCCAUCUCAGCUGACCAGUCAGUGGUGGCAGUGGCCAACAUCUUCAUGACCGUCAGCUUCAUCUUCAUGAUGAUCUUCUCUGGUCUGCUGGUUAACCUGAAGAGCAUCAUGGACUGGCUGUCCUGGUUGAAGUAUCUCAGCAUCCCUCGCUAUGGGCUUGAGGCAUUGGAGAUAAAUGAGUUUGUGGGGCUGAAUUUUUGUGGAAAUGUCUCUGCUGUGAUGAGCGGCCCAGCCACAGACAUCCUCAUGUGCACAGGAGAGCAGCAUCUGACGUUCCAAGGGAUCGAUUACUCAUCCUGGGGUUUAUGGCAGAACCACAUUGCACUUACAGUCAUGACUUUGAUCUUUCUCAUCAUCGCUUAUAUCAAGCUCAGAUACAUUCAUACGUUCUCAUAAAUGUUCUGUUUAAUAUUAGCUUUAUGAAUCACUACACAGUGAUGUAUCAUAUAAUAUCAUUUUAUCCUUCUUUACAGUAAGGACGGACGUAGAUGUGAUUCUUUCAAUGCUGAUUUCAUGCUAAGUUCAAGAUUGUAAAGAUCAUCAGGGUUUUAUAGUCAACAUGUGAUCAAAACUGGCCCUAUUUACUUUCCAAAUACACAUGACUGGUCUUACUAUGAACAAUUAUAAUACACAUUAUUUUUCCAGUCUGAUCAAAGUGUUACUGCAUUUUCUUUCUUUCUUACUUUUGUAACAAACAUAUCACAUGAAGGGCCGUUCACACCAAGAACGAUAACUGUAUUAGCAUCCACACCAAUGCUUGAUGAUAUUCUGUUUAUUAUAAGCAUGCUCUUCAGUUUUGUCGCCUGCCACUUUAAAUUCUCGAGCUCUUUAAAGGAUUAGUUCACUUCAGAAUUCACCCCCAUGUCCUCCAAGAUGUUCAUGUCUUUCUUCAGUCGAAAAGAAAUUAAGGUUUUUGAGGGGAAACAAU